Molecule: messenger RNA, 1587 nt
Organism: Myxocyprinus asiaticus (Chinese sucker)
Lineage: Eukaryota; Metazoa; Chordata; Actinopteri; Cypriniformes; Catostomidae
Product: homeobox protein aristaless-like 3
Exons: 4
Coding region: 44-1168 (374 amino acids)
Biological process (GO): regulation of transcription by RNA polymerase II
Molecular function (GO): RNA polymerase II transcription regulatory region sequence-specific DNA binding; DNA-binding transcription factor activity, RNA polymerase II-specific
Source: RefSeq, a predicted model, not a curated record
CAUCUUGGUACACUGUCUGCGCUCUGGCGCUCGGGACAAGGUGAUGGAGACGGAGAGUUGUUUGUCUUUCUCCUCGCCCCCAAACAGGAUCACGCCGGAGAAAUCCCCGAGUUUGGAGCAUAAUUCCGGCUCUUUCUUUCAGUGUGAAGAUCUCCAAAAGUCCCCACAUCUUCCACAAGUGCAGCGACAUGAGUUUUUUAACACACAGCCAAUGGGACGUUAUACUGACGCCGGUUCUGCGGACUUUACGCACGGUGUUUGCACUGCAACUCCACGCUCAUCGCCUGGAAAGCAUACAAAGUAUCUAGAGAAUAUGAACCAGGACCAAAAUACCUUAUCGAUCAGUGAGAAGAACUCGUCAUUUUACGAGAACAAUUCCGAUGCAGGAGAUAAGCCCUUAUCCAAGACCCUUGGCUAUCCCACUCUGGACUCUGAGUGCUGCGGAAAAUUGAAAGAGCCGUCCAACGGAUUGACUGGAGACUCCAUCGCUGACUCCAUCGACCUUUCAGGCAAGAACAAGAAGCGGCGAAACCGGACGACUUUCAGCACCUUUCAGCUGGAGGAGCUGGAGAAGGUCUUUCAGAAGACACAUUACCCUGAUGUGUAUGCACGGGAACAGCUGGCACUGAGGACGGAGCUCACAGAGGCAAGAGUGCAGGUUUGGUUCCAAAACAGACGGGCCAAAUGGAGGAAACGAGAGCGCUACGGGAAAAUGCAAGAGGUGCGAAACCACUUUGCUGCUACAUAUGAUAUCUCCCUUCUCCCUCGCUCCGACUCAUACCAGAUGCAAAAUAAUUUAUGGCCAGGCAGCGCAGUAACGGGAGGUGCAGGCGGAGCAGGCGGAGCAGGCACUGGCUGUGUCCUGGGAUCGGAAAACAUGGCGUCAUCCUGUAUGACCUCUUAUCCCCAUCCCCAUAGCAACCUACCUGGGCUUAUGGGUAUGUCUGCAUCCCCAGGUCAUCCUCAUCCUCAUCAUCACCAUCACCAUCACCAUCACCCACCCCACCACUCCAGCAUCAAUGGGAUAUAUUCACUCCAUGGCUUCCCUGGAGGCCUGGGAGCCCAUUCCUUUGAACCAGUACCAGAGUCUGAAUUCAAACCCUCAGGCCUUGUGGCCCUGCGGAUGAAAACCAAAGACCCAGGCAGCCUGUUAUCCUGGCCAACAUGACCAUCAAGCUGCAGCAAUUGUAAUGGCAUCACUGAGCCAACAAACAGUUAGCAUGCCUGCACAUACAGGCAUAUUAGUGUUACUCAGAAACAAAGAACUGCAGGACACUUUUUAACACUCAAUACACACCUUUUUUCUGCAGACAAAGAUAUGUCUCUUUGUUUUAAUCUGUUUCCAUAUGGAAGCAUCUUGUUUGUUUGUGUGAGUAUAUUGAAACCCAGUGGGCCCCAAAGGCUUGGCACACAACUUGCCUUAAAGAAAUAGUUCACCCAAAAAUUUAAAUUCUCUCAUCAUUCACUCAUCCUCAUGCCAUCCCAGAUGUGUAUGACCAUCUUUCUUCAGUAGAACACAAACAAAGAUUUUUAGAAGAAUAUCUUAGCUCUGUUGGUCCAUUCAUUGCAACUGAAUGGUAGUCAGAA